Seriola dumerili (greater amberjack) is the source of this 1513-nucleotide messenger RNA. RefSeq lists its product as uncharacterized. The transcript is spliced from 9 exons. The coding region runs from base 31 to 1404 and encodes 457 amino acids. NCBI's taxonomy places the organism in Eukaryota, Metazoa, Chordata, Actinopteri, Carangiformes, Carangidae. Gene Ontology annotation, biological process: humoral immune response; positive regulation of canonical NF-kappaB signal transduction. The record is from RefSeq and is a predicted model, not a curated record.
UGGAGGGUGUGCUGAAGUCACCUGGGUAAGAUGAAAAAAUCUGAAAAAGUACCAGACCUGAAAGUGUUUUCCACCACAGAUGAGUCCAAAAAUCCAUUUCGACCUUUGAGCCCUGAAGUCACCGUAAACCAAACUUUUCACGCUCACCCACAUCAUGAUCAAUUCAGGCCAAGCUGUUGCGUAGAUGCGCAUCAUUUCUGCCAAAGCCAGUACAGAGGUGGACGAGUGAACCAGUGGCUUCAAGGGAGUCAUCCAGCUCAUGCGGUGCAGCAUGUAGAGCUGAUGCACCACAGACAGCCAGAAGAUAGAGGAGCCAGUUUUGCGAGGAUAAAUUUUCAUCAUCAACCUCCUGAAGUCUGUCACUCACAUCCUGCAGAGACCAGGCACAGUGACAUGAGAGGAGAGAGCAGCUGCUGGGACUGUGGACCAACAGAGCCUGCAAACAGAGAUACGUCUGGAGGGGAGUAUGGAUACAAUUCUCAACAUCAGAGCGAUGAAGAAGAGCUUGAGUCUCCACUGCCGCUCAGAUCUGACAACGACUGGCAACACUACAGUCCCUUUCUACCUCCUCACCACUACACCCACAACUAUGAAGGGUGGUACAACCUCAGACCGGUCAACACAUACCCACCUCAACCAUGUCUAUACGCUGCUCCCUGCCAGCACAGAAGACCAUGGGAUGACGCCCAAAGCUGGCUCCAACAUCAUGCUCCCAGCUGCAUGAAUGACAGCGUGGCUCAGGGAAGCGUCUCGGUUAACGUGCCUCAGUUCUCCGUCCCCCCUGUGCACGGCGUGUCACGGGUCAGUGUGAUCAACCCGAGCUCAGCGGGAGCAGAGGCGUCUGUCUCACAUCCACACGAGAGAAGAAGAACCAUCAGUCUGCCUGACGAGUGCCGAAACAUCUUUAUAACUUAUUCUUCAGACGUGUGCUCAGAGAUGGUCCCCUUUGUAGACUUCCUCACAAAGCAAGGUUUUCGACCAGCCAUUGACAUAUUUGACAACCCUAUUAGACGCAUGGACAUCAACAAGUGGAAGGACAGUUACCUGAAAGAUCCAUCAAACCUGAUUAUCAUCGCCAUCAGUCCAAAGUAUAAGGCGGACAUCGAAGGAUGUGUAGCAGACAGCCAUGGUCUACACACUAAAUAUGUUCACUCCAUGAUGCAGAGUGAAUUCAUCCAGCAAGGCAGCUUGAACUUCAGAUUCAUACCAGUUCUCUUCCUCAAUGCAUCUCAGAAACAUGUCCCAAGCUGGCUUCAGAACACGCGUAUUUACUGCUGGCCGCAGGACACUGAGGAUUUGUUACUUCGCCUGCUGAGGGAGGAGAGGUAUGUCCCUCCCCCUGUGCCUACGGAGCUCACCCUCAUCAUCAGGCCUGUGGCCCCGAGUUCUGCAGCUGCACUGUAAAACACACACCUGUAUUUAUGCAUGUGUUUAUGUGUUUGGUGCUUCAGUUUCAGACUGAUUUCAUGUGGAGUUAUUGUGCAGUUUUUUUAUUUUAUAAUCCUCAGAAGUG